AUGAGCCUCCUCUCCGCUAACCGAGGCAGCAGCGAUCUCAGAAAGCUGGCCAGGAGCUUCAUGGAGCAGACGGGAGCAGAGGUACCUGCAGCCGAAGAGGUAGCAGUAGUAGAGGAUGCUGCCCCAGUGGAGGAAGCCCCAGAGAUGGAGGAACCAGCAGCAGAGGAACCACCAGCGGCAAAGGAGGCUGUGGAGACAGCCCAAYUGUCUGAGGAUGAGMCGCUCGUCGUGGAGGCGGCGAUGCUGGCAGCAGCCUCAGCCCUGGAUGUCGUGGCAGRGGAGGCGAAGGCAGCCCCGGCUGAGGAAGUCAAGGAGGCCCUCUUCACGUCAUGCCACCCUGCUUCUGAGGCUGUCCCAGUUGAGGCUGCUGUGGCAGUCACCCCCGUGGAYGUUGUAGAGGCUGCAUCUGUGGUGGAAGUAGAGGCUCCCCCUGCUGGUGUGGAGGAGGCAGUGGAGGUGACCGCGGAGGAGUGUGCCUCCGAUUGGCCUGCUGAGGUGACRGCAGAGGCAGUGGAGGAAGCCAAGGUGGAAGGUGCACAGAGUAUGAGCCUGAUGUUGCUGACAGCCCAGUCCUGACUGGAGACCAGCGAGAUGUGCCUUCUGGAACAGUCAACACCCGCAGCUGUCAAUCAAACAGGACGAUCAACAUAAAACACACACAGAAUUAGAACUGGUUGGAAUUUUAUUCUAUAAUUAUAUUAAACMAAUUAUAUUUAAAUGUUGUCUAAUGACAACAGUUGUCAACCUGGUAACUACAUUCCAGGUUCUCACUCCGUUUCUUGGUCUUGUAUUAUCCCUAUCCAUGGUGAGGUGACACUUCUGUAAGGGUUUGAAGUCUGACUUUAUUCCUAGGGUUCAGACCCAAAUGGCACCUUAUACCCUAUAUAGUGCACUACUUUUGACCAGGGCCCGUAGGGGAAUAGGGUGCCAUUUGGGACGGACUUCAACUAUUUCUCAGUACCACCCUGUUCCCCAGGGUGCCACUGUUACCAAGCUGACCAAGACCACUUGAAUGUAUUUGAAGUUACUUGAUAAAUGAUCGUGUACUUGACAURGCCUAAUGAAUUCUGARUGUAUUUWRUUUGAUUCAAUGAAAUAAGAUCUGAAUUGGUGUAUUAAACAGUCGGCUAUUAGACAACGUCUAGAUAAUUYUGUUCUUCAAAGACUGUUGGGUUAGUUCUGCAUGGAGUUUUUUUAUUCAAUCAGGGAAUAUCUAGACUGUUGGUAGACAGUAUUGUACUCAUGUGAUGUAAAAAUAAAAUGUAUUUUUCAGUCAAUAACAAUGUAAAAGCUUUGCGGGUGGGUUGGGUGGUGGGGUGGUUGUGUGACACAGUAUGGAAAGACUAGUUGUCCAAACUAUCCUGUGGUUAUAUAUUCAUGUUGCAUGUGUAUAUUUUGUAUAGAAAGACWAGUUUGAAGGUCGAAACUAACACUAUCCUGUCAUUUAUUUAAGUCAUUAUGUAAUUACUAAAAAA
Salvelinus sp. IW2-2015 is the source of this 1475-nucleotide messenger RNA. The record is from RefSeq and is a predicted model, not a curated record. Lineage: Eukaryota; Metazoa; Chordata; Actinopteri; Salmoniformes; Salmonidae.